This is a messenger RNA of Caenorhabditis remanei, 750 nucleotides long. RefSeq lists its product as uncharacterized. NCBI's taxonomy places the organism in Eukaryota, Metazoa, Nematoda, Chromadorea, Rhabditida, Rhabditidae. The record is from RefSeq and is a predicted model, not a curated record. The transcript has 3 exons. Bases 1 to 750 code for a protein of 249 amino acids.
AUGAUUGCAAUCAUCUCCAUUGUCCUGGCUUUCUUGGCUCCACAGGCUAGUGCUGUCAUCGGUGGAGACCUCAAUUGUACCACCUACAAUGGAACCGCUUUCGUUUGGACCACAGCUGCCACCGCUUGCCCCAACGUCAUCUCCGAUUCCUCUUGCGCUAUCCUCUACCCAGCACCAGUUGUUGCUGACGGAUAUCCAUCUCCAGGAAGAGAUCAGCAGAGACCAUUGGCCUGCUACACUACCGCCUCGGCCACUCCAGCUGGAAUUGUCAUGGAUAUGAAGAAGGCUGCUAUGGAUAACUGUCCAAGAGCUUGUGGAUUGUGUUGCCAGACUUCAGCAUACAACUGCGCCAAUGUUGCUUAUCCACGUCUCAACUGUGCUACCAUCACUCAAUCCCAAUGCCUUUCAUCUGUCUGGAGAUCAAUCAUCGCCACCGACUGCCCAUCUGCAUGUGGAUUCUGUAACUCUGGAGGAUGUGUCGAUGCCGUUAUUGACUGUGCCAAUGACAGAUCCAUCUGUAACACUGUCGGACUUCAAGACUUUGUCAAUACCUACUGCCAACAAACAUGCCAAAGAUGUGCUUCAUCCACCACUGUCACUUCUUCCAUCUCCACCGGAACAUGCACAACCUACAACGCCGAUUCAAGCACCGCCUGUACUGCUUGGGCCACCAAUGGAUUCUGCACCAACACCUUCUACACUCUUGCUCAGAGAAAAGCCUACUGUGCUAGAACAUGCAGAAUCUGCUGA